Molecule: messenger RNA, 444 nt
Organism: Histoplasma capsulatum G186AR
Lineage: Eukaryota; Fungi; Ascomycota; Eurotiomycetes; Onygenales; Ajellomycetaceae
Exons: 3
Coding region: 1-444 (147 amino acids)
Source: RefSeq, a predicted model, not a curated record
AUGGAACGUGUCAGAUAUUCCGGAAAGAGGGAGAUCGGGGGGCGCGUGGACUUGGGAUGGGGAGAUGAAGAUGGUGAAGACGCUGAAGAGACAGAAAAGUUGGCGAACGACGUUGGCAAACAGCAGCACUGGGCAAUCUCUCCAUGGGGCGCGGGUCGACGGGGCACAUCGUUUCGGGUUGCGGGAAGUCUGGUCGUACUGGUUGCGUAUGGCAGUGACGCGUCAAGAAUGAAUGCAGCAGUUGAUACGGGCCAUCUGAGUUACGCAGUACUACUACUCCUGCCCCUUCCACAUCCCCACGGAGGUGAUACGAUCGGCUAUGGCAAUCGAAGUCCUUCGGUCUGGGAACAUAUGCAGGGGCUCGUUGGCCACAUUUUAGCAUGGAAAAUUGUGGUCGCCCGUCUCUUCCUUUUCCUGCCGACUGUUCACGGGAUCCGUAAUUGA